Messenger RNA from Haliotis rubra (blacklip abalone), 573 nucleotides. RefSeq names its product NADH dehydrogenase [ubiquinone] iron-sulfur protein 6, mitochondrial-like. The transcript is spliced from 4 exons. The coding region runs from base 32 to 460 and encodes 142 amino acids. The record is from RefSeq and is a predicted model, not a curated record. Gene Ontology annotation, biological process: mitochondrial electron transport, NADH to ubiquinone. Lineage: Eukaryota; Metazoa; Mollusca; Gastropoda; Lepetellida; Haliotidae.
AGUUACGCCCCUUGGAUUAGCUGCAUUCAAAAUGGCUGCCUUUUCAAGGGCAGGACUGAAUGUCGGUCGGCAAAUACUAUGUCGGACACUUUCAACCACACCAAAAGCCCUGGGAUCUCAGUCGCAUGUGGAUGAGAAAACACACACAGGACAGGUAUGGGAAAAGGGAGACUACCGACGUGUGAGAUUUCUUGACAAGGACAAGAUGGUGAACAAGCAGUUUGCUGUGAACCUGAUAGCCGACGACCCUGUAGUGGUGGUUGAGGCCCGCAAUGUGUGGAGCGACAGUGGUGGAGCACUGGGACACCCCAAGGUCUACAUCAAUCUGGAUAAGAAUGAAUUUGGCGUUUGCGGUUACUCAGGAAGGAAGUUUAUCCAGAAGAAAUUUUAUGAUCCGGCAAAGCAUGGGCCCAGUAUAACAUAUGCUGAGUACCUGGCCGAGAUGCGGCCCAAGCAGUGACUAGUGUGUGUGUGACUAUAGGGAAGACUUCUUCCUGUAUGUGAAUAUUGUGUGUAGAUGAACACAUUGAUGUCCUCUCCUUGGGUGGAGCAAAUAAAACAAGUGUUAAGGAC